CAGACAAGUAUGGCUACUGGAAAUGGUUCUUUUGUGUCUGAAUUCAUUCUGGUGGGAUUAACAGAUCAUCCAGAUCUCCAACUCCCCCUGCUUUUCCUGUUUGUAGCAGUGUAUACGGUCACUGUGUUGGGUAACUUGGGCUUGCUAACUUUAAUUGGGCUGAAUUCCCACCUUCACACCCCCAUGUACUUUUUCCUCUUUAACUUGUCUUUCACAGACCUCUGUUACUCAUCUGUUAUUACUCCCAAAAUGCUCAUCAACUUCAUAUCAAGGAAGAAUAUUAUCUCCUAUAUUUCAUGCAUGGUCCAGCUCUACUUUUUCUGUUUUUUUGGUAUUUCUGAGUGCUACGUGUUGACAUCAAUGGCCUAUGAUCGCUAUGUGGCCAUCUGUAACCCACUCUUGUAUAACAUUGCCAUGUCCCCUAAAGUGUGUGUCAACCUUAUUCUUGGUUCAUACUUGAUGGCAUUUUCUGUUGCUGUGGCCCACACCGGAAACAUGUUGAGAGUGACCUUCUGUGAUGCCAACACCAUCAACCAUUUUUUUUGUGACAUCCUCCCUAUGCUCCAGCUCUCCUGCAUGAGCACCUUUGUCAAUGAGCUGGUGGUCUUCAUUGUAGUGAGCAUCAACAUCAUUGUGACCUGUCUCACCAUCUUUAUCUCUUAUGGUUUCAUUCUCUGCAGCAUCCUCCACAUGAAUUCCACUGAGGGCAGGUCCAAAGCCUUCAGCACCUGCAGUUCCCACAUAAUGGCUGUUUCUCUGUCCUUUGGAUCACUGUCAUUUAUGUAUCUCCAGCCAUCUUCAGCCAGUUCUGUGAAUGGGGGAAAAAUCUCUUCUGUGUUUUACACCAUUGUUGUUCCCAUGAUGAACCCCUUAAUCUACAGCUUGAGGAAUAAAGAUGUAAAACUUGCCAUGAGAAAAACUCUGACAAGUAGAAUAUUUUGA
Messenger RNA from Choloepus didactylus (southern two-toed sloth), 942 nucleotides. RefSeq names its product olfactory receptor 145-like. Gene Ontology annotation, molecular function: odorant binding; olfactory receptor activity; G protein-coupled receptor activity. Bases 10 to 942 code for a protein of 310 amino acids. Gene Ontology annotation, biological process: sensory perception of smell; G protein-coupled receptor signaling pathway. The record is from RefSeq and is a predicted model, not a curated record. Lineage: Eukaryota; Metazoa; Chordata; Mammalia; Pilosa; Megalonychidae. The transcript has a single exon. Gene Ontology annotation, cellular component: membrane.